AUGGAGCCCAAGUGGAAGACGCGGCAGGAGCAGCGCACCAACGGCAGCAUGGACGAGCCGCCCAUCCCGGCGUGGGGGUGGCCGGCGGGCGGCGACGUGCAUCCCACGGCGUGGCAACACAGCCUCGAAUACUUUCUCGUUGCAGACCUGCUGCAACCACCCUCGAAGAGAGACGCUGGAGUGGCAGCAGUGAGGGUGAGCGACCCCGCACACGCGGACGUGUUUCUCGUGCCCUUCUUCGCGUCCACCAUGGUCAACCUGCUCCGAAGAAAGAACUUCCCCACCUACAAGGCUCUCGCAAUGGAGAUGGCGGAGCUGAUGAGCGCGUCGCCCUGGUGGCAGCGGCGGGGAGGCAGGGACCACGUGCUGUGUGUCACCCACCCCAACGCCCUGGAGUCCGUGCGGCACCACAUGGCUGCUGCUGCAUUUGUCGCUGUGGACCUCGCCAGGUACGAACCAGGGGAGGCGGAUCUGCACAAGGACAUCAUAGCACCUUACGGGGCGCUGGUGGAGACUUACACUGCAGAGGCUGAGAGGCGGGACGCCCAAGGAGGGCUUGCAGGAGGAGGCAGGGGAGGAGCGGCGCAAGGCCCUAUUCGACGACUACAGGGGGGGUCGGACGCGCAUGUGAGGAAAGCUGCCUAUCCACAAUUCCCCCUUAUUGUUCUCUGCCUUCUCUUCGAUACCCCUCUCCCCUCCUUCCCCCCUCCUCAGCGGCGCAAGGCCCUGUUUGACGAGCUACAGGGGGAGGCGGAUGUGCAUGUGAGGGAGGCUUCGGGGUCCAGCCAGUCCAUCCGUGAUUGCACCUUUGGCAACAUGCAGUGCACCUUUGGCAACAUGCAGUGCACCUUUGGCAACAUGCAGUGCACCUUUGGCAACAUGCAGUGCACCUUUGGCAACAUGCAGUGCACCUUUGGCAACAUGCAGUGCACCUUUGGCAACAUGCAGUGCACGUUUGGCCAAUUGUCAGGGCAGGCGGCGGGCGUGCUUCUGCCCGCACGUGGAGGGCGACACACCCUCUUAUCCCAGGAGGGCAUGCGGCAGUCGCGCUUCUGUCUGCACGUGGAGGGCGACACACCAUCCUCCUCCCGGUUCUUCAAUGCCAUCAUGAGUGGGUGUGUGCCGGUGGUCGUCAGUGAUAACGUGGAGCUGCCCUUCGAGUCAGCCAUCGACUACUCGCGCCUCACGCUCUUCUUCUCCCAACAGGACGCCUUGGUCAAAGGCCGUCUGGUCUCCGCGCUGCGCCAGGUGUCGGAACAGGAGUGGCUGGCGAUGUGGCACGAGGUGCACCAAGUGCAGAAGCACUUUGAGUUCCAGCAACCAGCAAGGGCAGGAGAUGCAGUGGACAUGGUGUGGCGGGAGGUGCGCAACCGACUGCCCAGCAUGCACCUCAUGGCUCACCGCGACACACGCCUCACCAUCCCCGACUGGAGUGCCUGA
Molecule: messenger RNA, 1440 nt
Organism: Closterium sp. NIES-65
Lineage: Eukaryota; Viridiplantae; Streptophyta; Zygnematophyceae; Desmidiales; Closteriaceae
Source: the annotation of a GenBank genome assembly